Molecule: messenger RNA, 6556 nt
Organism: Dipodomys ordii (Ord's kangaroo rat)
Lineage: Eukaryota; Metazoa; Chordata; Mammalia; Rodentia; Heteromyidae
Gene: Dock11
Product: dedicator of cytokinesis 11
Exons: 52
Coding region: 122-6199 (2025 amino acids)
Biological process (GO): small GTPase-mediated signal transduction; marginal zone B cell differentiation; positive regulation of filopodium assembly
Molecular function (GO): guanyl-nucleotide exchange factor activity
Source: RefSeq, a predicted model, not a curated record
CAGCCGGCGGGUAAACACCGUAAGCAGCUGCGCUCGCGGUCGCAGUCGCCCGGACCUGGGGCAUUGAGUGCGUCUGUCCGUCUGUCUGAUUGCCCACGGGGACCUGACCUCUGUCGUUACCAUGGCCGAAGUGCGCAAAUUCACCAAACGACUCAGCAAGCCCGGUACAGCCGCUGAGCUCCGGCAGAGCGUGUCGGAGGCCGUAAGGAGUUCCGUGGUGCUGGAAAAGGCCAAGGUUGUUGAGCCUCUGGACUAUGAAAAUGUUAUCGCACAAAGGAAAACACAGAUUUACAGUGACCCUCUCAGAGACCUGCUUAUGUUCCCCAUGGAAGACAUAUCUAUCUCAGUGAUAGGUCGUCAGCGGAGAACAGUUCAAUCUACUGUACCAGAAGAUGCCGAAAAGAGGGCCCAGAGCUUAUUUGUCAAAGAGUGUAUUAAAACCUAUAGCACAGACUGGCAUGUGGUAAACUAUAAGUAUGAAGACUUCUCUGGGGACUUUCGAAUGUUGCCAUGCAAAUCUCUGAGACCAGAAAAGAUUCCUAAUCAUGUUUUUGAGAUUGAUGAGGACUGUGAGAAAGAUGAGGAUUCAUCUUCUCUGUGUUCUCAAAAGGGUGGUGUCAUAAAACAAGGCUGGUUGCAUAAAGCAAAUGUAAAUAGUACCAUUACAGUUACCAUGAAGGUAUUCAAAAGACGAUAUUUUUACUUGACUCAACUUCCUGAUGGUUCUUAUAUUCUCAAUUCUUAUAAAGAUGAGAAAAAUUCAAAAGAAUCUAAAGGUUGCAUCUACUUGGAUGCCUGCAUUGAUGUUGUUCAGUGCCCCAAAAUGCGCCGUCAUGCUUUUGAACUGAAGAUGUUAGAUAAGUACAGCCAUUAUCUGGCAGCUGAAACUGAGCAGGAAAUGGAAGAAUGGUUGAUAACUUUAAGAAAGAUUAUUCAGAUCAAUACUGACAGUUUAGUGCAAGAGAAAAAGGAAACGGUAGAAACUACUCAAGAUGAUGAAACUAGCAGCCAAGGAAAAGCUGAGAACAUAAUGGCCAGUUUGGAAAGGAGCAUGCAUCCGGAACUGAUGAAGUAUGGAAGAGAAACAGAACAACUAAACAAACUCAGUAGAGGAGAUGGAAGACAGAAUCUCUUUUCUUUUGACUCGGAAGUUCAGAGGCUGGACUUUUCAGGAAUUGAACCUGAUAUAAAGCCAUUUGAAGAAAAGUGUAAUAAACGAUUCCUGGUAAAUUGCCAUGAUUUAACUUUCAAUAUCUUGGGUCACAUUGGAGAUAAUGUAAAAGGACCACCCACAAAUGUUGAGCCCUUUUUUAUCAAUCUUGCCUUAUUUGACAUAAAAAACAACUGUAAGAUUUCAGCUGAUUUUCACAUAGACCUGAACCCCCCAUCUGUUCGUGACAUGCUGUGGGGUGUUUCAGCCCAACUAGCCAAUGAUGGAAACCCAAAGGGCUCGUCACCUGAGUCUUUCAUUCAUGGAAUCGCUGAAUCACAGUUACGCUGUAUAAAGCAGGGUAUUUUCUCAGUGAUAAAUCCACAUCCUGAAAUUUUUCUAGUUGCCAGAAUUGAAAAGGUGUUACAAGGGAAUAUCACACAUUGUGCAGAACCCUACAUCAAAAAUUCAGAUCCAGUAAAGACAGCCCAGAAGGUGCACAGGACAGCUAAGCAAGUGUGUAGCCGCCUUGGACAAUACAGAAUGCCGUUUGCUUGGGCUGCCAGUUGGCAAGUCACUCGAAUGAAAUCUCUAUCCACGUCUUGUGUGAAGGGCUCCACAAAUUGUAUUACUUCUUCAUAUGUGCCCCUGAAGCCUUUUGAAAAGAAUUGUCAAAAUAUUACUGUGGAGGUAGAAGAGUUUGUUCCAGAAAUGACAAAAUAUUGUUAUCCAUUUACUAUUUACAAAAACCAUCUGUAUGUCUAUCCCUUGCAAUUAAAAUACGAUAGCCAGAAAACAUUUGCCAAGGCAAGGAACAUUGCGGUCUGUGUGGAAUUCCGAGAUUCAGAUGAAAGUGAUGCUUGCUCACUAAAGUGCAUUUAUGGAAAACCUGCAGGGUCUGUUUUUACCACAAAUGCAUAUGCUGUUGUCUCACAUCACAACCAAAAUCCAGAGUUCUACGAUGAGAUUAAAAUUGAACUUCCCAUUCACCUGCAUCCUAAACAUCACUUGCUUUUCACUUUUUAUCAUGUAAGUUGUGAAAUUAACACAAAGGGAACAACCAAAAAACAGGACACAGUUGAAACUCCAGUUGGUUUUGCCUGGGUGCCUUUGCUGAAGGAUGGUAGAAUCAUCACAUUUGAACAACAGCUGCCAGUUUCAGCCAAUCUUCCCCCAGGCUACUUGAAUCUGAAUGAUGCAGAAUCAAGAAGGCAAUCAAAUGCGGAUAUUAAGUGGGUAGAUGGUGCAAAACCUUUGUUGAAGAUUAAAAGCCAUUUAGAGUCUACUAUUUAUACUCAAGAUCUGCAUGUGCACAAAUUCUUCCAUCAUUGCCAGCUGAUUCAGUCAGGUUCCAAAGAAGUUCCAGGGGAGCUCAUUAAAUAUUUAAAGUGUUUGCAUGCCAUGGAGAUCCAAGUCAUGAUACAGUUUCUACCUGUAAUUCUUAUGCAACUCUUCCGAGUUCUCACAAAUAUGACCCAAGAAGAUGAUGUUCCUAUCAACUGUACCAUGGUCCUCUUACAUAUUGUAUCAAAAUGCCAUGAAGAAGGCUUGGAUAGUUAUUUAAGAUCCUUCAUAAAGUAUAGCUUCCGACCUGAGAAACCAAAUGUUCUUCAGGCCCAGCUAAUACAUGAAACCCUGGCUACUACGAUGAUAGCUAUAUUGAAACAGUCUGCAGAUUUCUUAGCAAUAAACAAACUGCUAAAGUAUUCAUGGUUUUUCUUUGAAAUAAUUGCAAAGUCAAUGGCCACAUACUUGUUGGAAGAGAAUAAAAUUAAGCUUCCCAGGGGCCAGAGAUUUCCUGAAGCAUACCAUCACGUCUUACACUCACUGCUGCUUGCCAUAAUUCCCCAUGUGACUAUUCGCUAUGCAGAGAUUCCUGAUGAGUCAAGAAAUGUGAAUUAUAGUUUGGCUAGUUUUCUGAAGCGCUGUUUGACACUGAUGGAUAGAGGAUUUGUUUUCAAUUUGAUAAAUGACUAUGUGUCUGGAUUCAGCCCCAAAGAUCCCAAGGUUCUGGCUGAAUACAAAUUUGAAUUUCUACAAACAAUUUGUAAUCAUGAGCAUUACAUUCCUCUGAACUUGCCAAUGGCAUUUGCAAAACCUAAACUGCAACGAGUUCAAGAUUCAAAUCUUGAAUACAGUUUAUCAGAUGAGUAUUGCAAGCAUCAUUUCUUGGUUGGUCUGCUUCUGAGGGAAACCUCCAUUGCUCUUCAAGACAAUUAUGAGAUCAGAUACACAGCUAUCUCUGUAAUAAAGAAUCUUUUGAUAAAACAUGCAUUUGACACUAGAUACCAGCACAAGAACCAACAAGCUAAAAUAGCACAAUUGUACCUCCCAUUUGUUGGACUACUCUUGGAAAAUAUUCAGCGACUAGCAGGUCGAGACACCUUGUAUUCCUGCACAGCCAUGCCAAACUCUGCAUCCAGGGAUGAGUUUCCAUGUGGCUUUUCUUCUCCUGCAAACAGAGGGAGUCUAAGCACUGAAAAGGACACUGCCUAUGGAUCUUUUCAAAAUGGCCAUGGAAUUAAGAGGGAAGAUUCAAGAGGUUCUCUUAUCCCUGAAGGAGGAACAGGCUCUCCUGACCAGGGCAGCACUGGUGAACAUACCCGACAGAGUUCUACAAGGAACAGUGUAUCGCAGUAUAACCGGCUGGAUCAAUAUGAAAUCAGAAGCCUCUUGAUGUGCUACCUGUAUAUAGUAAAAAUGAUUUCUGAGGAUACUCUCUUAACUUACUGGAAUAAAGUAUCUCCUCAGGAGCUCAUAAACAUUCUCAUACUUCUAGAAGUAUGUUUGUUUCAUUUUAGAUAUAUGGGAAAAAGAAAUAUAGCAAGACUUCAUGAUGCCUGGCUGUCCAAGCAUUUUGGAAUAGACCGAAAAUCACAAACCAUGCCAGCUCUUCGAAACAGAUCAGGAGUAAUGCAGGCCCGUCUUCAGCAUCUUAGUAGUUUAGAAAGUUCCUUUACACUUAAUCACAGUUCUACAACAACUGAAGCAGACAUCUUCCACCAGGCACUUCUUGAAGGCAAUACAGCCACUGAAGUUUCCCUAACGGUGCUAGAUACCAUAUCCUUUUUCACUCAGUGUUUCAAGAACCAACUUUUAAAUAAUGACGGCCACAACCCAUUAAUGAAAAAAGUAUUUGAUAUUCAUCUUGCUUUUCUUAAAAACGGACAAUCUGAAGUGUCACUAAAGCAUGUAUUUGCCUCACUAAGAGCUUUCAUCAGUAAGUUUCCCUCGGCUUUUUUCAAAGGAAGAGUGAACAUGUGUGCAGCAUUUUGCUAUGAGGUUUUAAAGUGUUGUACCUCAAAGAUUAGCUCAACCAGGAAUGAAGCUUCUGCACUUCUGUAUCUUUUGAUGAGAAAUAAUUUUGAAUAUACCAAGAGGAAAACCUUUUUGAGGACACAUCUGCAGAUAAUAAUUGCUGUGAGCCAGCUGAUAGCUGACGUAGCACUAAGCGGAGGAUCAAGAUUUCAGGAGUCUUUGUUCAUUAUCAAUAAUUUUGCAAAUAGUGACAGACCAAUGAAGGCAACUGCUUUUCCCACAGAAGUCAAAGACUUGACCAAGAGGAUCCGUACUGUUCUUAUGGCCACUGCCCAAAUGAAAGAGCAUGAGAAAGAUCCCGAGAUGUUGAUUGACCUCCAGUAUAGCUUAGCCAAGUCCUAUGCCAGCACGCCGGAGCUCAGGAAAACGUGGCUCGACAGCAUGGCCAAGAUUCAUGUAAAAAAUGGAGAUUUUUCAGAGGCCGCAAUGUGUUAUGUUCAUGUAGCAGCUCUGGUUGCAGAAUUUCUUCACCGAAAGAAAUUAUUCCCUAAUGGAUGCUCAGCCUUCAAGAAAAUCACUCCGAAUAUAGAUGAAGAAGGAGCAAUGAAAGAGGACGCAGGGAUGAUGGACGUCCAUUACAGUGAAGAAGUAUUGCUGGAGUUGCUAGAACAAUGUGUGGAUGGCUUAUGGAAGGCAGAACGUUAUGAAGUGAUUUCUGAAAUUUCCAAGUUAAUCAUCCCAAUUUACGAGAAGCGCCGAGAGUUUGAGAAACUUACUCAAGUUUAUAGAACUCUUCAUGGCGCUUACACAAAAAUUUUGGAGGUUAUGCACACGAAAAAAAGACUUUUAGGUACUUUCUUCAGAGUUGCCUUUUAUGGCCAAUCUUUUUUUGAAGAAGAGGAUGGAAAAGAGUACAUCUAUAAAGAGCCAAAGCUUACUGGACUCUCAGAGAUUUCCUUGAGACUUGUUAAACUUUAUGGUGAAAAAUUUGGCACAGAAAAUGUCAAGAUAAUACAGGAUUCAGACAAGGUUAAUGCCAAAGAACUUGAUCCAAAAUAUGCUCAUAUCCAAGUCACUUAUGUGAAACCAUACUUUGAUGACAAAGAACUCACAGAAAGAAAGACAGAGUUUGAAAGAAAUCAUAAUAUCAACAGAUUUGUUUUUGAGGCUCCUUAUACCUUAUCAGGCAAAAAGCAAGGCUCUGUGGAAGAACAGUGUAAACGCCGUACAAUCUUGACAACAUCAAACUCAUUUCCCUACGUGAAGAAGAGGAUUCCUAUAAACUGUGAACAGCAGGUUAAUUUAAAACCAAUUGAUGUUGCUACUGAUGAGAUAAAAGACAAAACUGCAGAGUUGCAGAAGCUUUGUUCCUCUGCUGAUGUGGAUAUGAUUCAGCUUCAACUUAAGUUACAGGGCUGUGUUUCUGUUCAGGUCAAUGCCGGCCCAUUAGCUUAUGCAAGAGCUUUUUUAAAUGAAAGUCAAGCCAGCAAGUAUCCACCUAAGAAAGUAAAUGAGUUGAAAGACAUGUUUAGGAAAUUCAUACAAGCAUGUAGCAUUGCACUUGAACUAAAUGAGCGGCUAAUUAAAGAGGAUCAAAUUGAAUACCAUGAAGGGCUAAAGUCAAAUUUCAGAGACAUGGUGAAAGAAUUGUCUGACAUUAUCCAUGAGCAGAUAUUACAAGAAGACACAAUGCAUUCUCCCUGGAUGAGCAACACAUUACACGUGUUCUGUGCAAUUAGUGGUACAUCAAGUGACAGGGGUUAUGGUUCCCCAAGAUAUGCUGAUGUAUGAGGAAAAGUGGAUGGCAAUGGCAAGGGGACUGGUAUUUCUCAGGAAUAUUCGGAGCUGUGCAAAUGUUAACGUUGAGUGAUUUGAUAUAUACAUGGAGUGUUUUCUCCUGACACCAAACUUUUCAUGCUUUCAAACAGGGUGCUUACAUAUUUUGUAACUAUUUAAGCAACUUGAAAGUGCCUGGAAAUUUGCACCACUGUGCUUGGUUUGUACUUUUUUUAGGUAAAUCUAUAUGCUGAAAUGUAGAGCUCAGAAAUCAUUUUCAUUUUGCUUAAUUAUUGCUUAUAAUCAUAAUAGUACUAUGUAAAAUUGUAUAAUGGAAUACAAUAAAAGGUCAAAACUUAUUUGUAAUUAGAA